Messenger RNA from Drosophila serrata, 3061 nucleotides. RefSeq lists its product as uncharacterized. Gene Ontology annotation, molecular function: zinc ion binding. The record is from RefSeq and is a predicted model, not a curated record. Lineage: Eukaryota; Metazoa; Arthropoda; Insecta; Diptera; Drosophilidae. Gene Ontology annotation, cellular component: nucleus.
UUUCUGAUUGUUGACUUUGGAAUUGCUACACUUAAAGUGGUUUUGAUUGGGCUAAUUAAACGUCCCUGCCAUGAAGCUGCCGGUAAUGUGUCGCACCUGCGACUCCACGGACACCGACAAUCUUCUAAAGCUGGCCACGCCCUCGAAAAAGUAUCCGGACAAGCUGCUCUCGGAGAUUUUGAUGGAGCUCACCGACAUCCAUGUGGACGCGAGUGGCAGUCAGAAGUUGCCGCAAUGUUUGUGCAGCAGCUGCAGCAAGAAACUAGUGGCAAGUUAUUGUUUCGUCAAGCAGGCGCUGGUCGCCAACGAACUGCUGAUGAAGCACUUGAAGAGCAGCUCAGCGCCGACCGCCACCGACUGUCUGCAGGAGGCGCCUAUGGAGCUGUGCGCCGAGCAGCAUGUAGAGGUUAAGAUGGAGACGGAAGACGAGGAGUGUGGCGACAACGAUGUUAAUAUCACCUGCUCCGAGCUGCCAGAAACGGGCGAACGGAAUGUGGAGAGCAAGAAAUCCGUGGAUCCACUGACCAUGAUUGAGACAGUGAAACUGGAGGGGGAACCGCUAAGCGUGGAAAGGCCGGCUGAAGAAGAGCCCACCUCGGACUUUGACGAUGACGAUGAAGACUCCCUGGACAACCUGCCUCUGAAUAAGCGCAUUCAAAAGUGGAAGGCUCGAAGUAUGUCCGUUUUCAAGUGCCACGAUUGCCCGAGAAGUUUCAAGAGUAACGAGUACCUAAAGCGCCAUGAAAUCCGAGUCCACCAGCCGGAGACCCAAUGGUUCGCCUGCUCCCUCUGCGUUCGCAAGUUCAGCCGCAGCGAAGCUCUUGAGGCUCACCUGAAGGUCCACAGGAACUCCAAGCGAUCGGCCAACAUCAGCGAGCACAAGAAGGCCAAGGCGGUGGACCUGAAUCUCUGCAAGCCGCACGGCUACAAGCUUAUCGAGUGCAUGAUCUGUCAGAGUCAGUACAACAAGAUUGCGGAUCUGCGGCGACACUUGGAAGAGCACCCGGAUAUUGUCAGUCUGGGCGUUCGUCCAAAUGUGGAGCCCAAUGAGCUGGCUGAACUGUUCUAUCCCGACUCCAAGGACAUGGAUGAGGACCAAUUGAUUGGCCUAAUCCGCAAGGAUUUGGCGUCGGGCAUUUAUCAGCGUUUCUACUCGAUAACCAAUCAGAGUGGCUACGAAAUGGAUCUGGAUAGCUCGGAGACGGACAGCGAUAUGGAUGGUGAACCUGAGGAUCCGCAGAACAGGAGGCGACGCAAAAAUCGCAAGUGCAGCUACACCUGCGAACUAUGUCAGGAGAAGUUUCCGCGGAAAUAUCAGCUCUAUGACCACCAACGGCAGAGCCACAGUUGGUCCGACGCUCCACAUGUCUGCGGGCGGUGUGAUGGACGCUUCGUUAGCCUGCAGCUGCUGCGGCAUCACAACGAGUCGCAGUGCCGGAAUGCACAGAAGCGCUUUCUUUGCCACAAAUGCCCUUUGCGCUUCCGGUGGAAACACAAUCUGAAGACCCAUUUCCGCGAGCAUAGGAUUACAAAUCAGACCUUCGAGUGUCCCGAGUGUAAGCGGGUCUUUGACAAAAAGAAAUCCCUCACCGUUCACCUGCUCAGCGUUCAUGCCGAGGAAUCAAAGCUCAUACCCUGUCAGUGGUGUAGCCGCAAGUUCUACCGACAUGAUUACCUGGUGAAGCAUUUGAAGCGUCAUGGACUUAAGGAGCAGGACAUUCCACUGGCCGAAACCUUAAUAGCGGCCACUUCGCGGCCAAAUGGAACAAAGAGAAUCACCUGCCGGAUGUGCAAUCUACACUUUGAGCGGAUUGUGGAUCUGCGGGCUCAUAUCCAGCUGGAGCUGAAGCUCUCUUUGUCCCUCCAUCAGAGCUACGACUCUCCGCAUAAUUACUCGAUCACAAACGAGUCUGGAUUCGAGUUGCAGUUGGAGGAUUCGGAGACUGAGGACGAGAUGCAGUCGAGCGGCGGCAGUCGCCACGUUUACAUCUGCGAGCUGUGUAGUGUGCAGUGUAAGCGGAAAUUUGAGAUGAUCCAACAUCAGAGGACAAUGCAUCGAUUUGACAAAAUGCCACAUGAAUGCGAUGACUGCAUCUUUAAGUGUGUGUCCAAGAGCAUCAUGGAUCACCAUCGGCUGGGGCAGUGCAGCAGCAAGGAGAAGAUGUACACCUGUAGCAAGUGCUCCUACAAGUUCAUGUGGCCCGAGAAUCUGGAUCUGCACGUGCGACUGCAGCACAGCGAAUCCUCCUCCCACAGCAGUCCCACAGGCGUUAGCGGUGGUGGCAGGCCACGUACUGGACCGGGUGAACUGGAUAAGGACGCCGGUGAAGAUGGGGUACCAUUAUUGCAGUGUCCGCAUUGCGAUCGCACCUACCAGAUGAAGUCCCGCCUCAACAACCACAUCCGCGAUGUGCAUGUAAACGGUGAUCGGAAACGCAAGGAGGCAAUCAAGCGUUUUCUGUGCUCCCUGUGCGGCAUGGAGACCCGAUCGGCGGCCGCUCUUGUUACACACACCCGGCGUCACACCGGUGAGAAGCCCUUCAAGUGCGAUCUGUGCGAGAUGGCCUUUCCCAGGCAUUCAGAGUUGGCCUCUCAUCGCCGAAUGCACACCGGGGAGAAACCAUUCCAUUGCACAGUCUGCGGCAAGGAUUUCGCCCGCUCUGACAAGCUCAAGCGCCACAUGCUCACCCACAGCGGUCUGAAGCCGCACAAAUGUACGUACUGCGAGAAGAGCUAUCGCCAGGCGAAGGAUUUGAAGCUCCACCUGCAGCAGCACACCGGUGAAUGUCCAUUUGUGUGUGGCACCUGCGGCGAGCGAUUUAUACAGAGCAGCACGCUGGAGAAACACCGUCUGAUGCGUCGUCACUUUGACGAAGUGGAAGCCUGGCUAAGGCGUCAAAAAUAAAAGGGGCUCUUGCAAUUAAAUAAAGUUUAGGUCUAGCAUAAAAAAUAGUUUUCUUCCGUAAGAAAUGCUUGUUGAAGAUGCAGAUUAUUGAGAAACUACAAAAUACUGAUUAGAAUACAGCCAGCGGAAGUAUAAAGAAAUCUUAAUGAAAUAAGC